Molecule: messenger RNA, 3984 nt
Organism: Esox lucius (northern pike)
Lineage: Eukaryota; Metazoa; Chordata; Actinopteri; Esociformes; Esocidae
Gene: naprt
Product: nicotinate phosphoribosyltransferase
Exons: 13
Coding region: 1042-2706 (554 amino acids)
Biological process (GO): NAD+ biosynthetic process
Molecular function (GO): nicotinate phosphoribosyltransferase activity
Source: RefSeq, a predicted model, not a curated record
ACUUUGAUGGGUACGAAGAAUAAUGUACAUAUAGAAAUUGUUUUACUUUCAAUCAAUUGGCUUUGAUUUCAAAAGUUGUUUUGGGGGAUUGGGGUCAUGGCUACAACAGGUUGGGUUACAAGCACCUGCUGAAAGCAAUAAUAUUAAGUUGUGAAAUAUGCCUUUCGGUGAAUGUAGCCUACUUGUACUCACUGUCUCAAAUUGCACCCUGGAUUGCGAACUUGUUUUGCUCACAACAAACUCCUCCAAAGAUGCCUUAUUGUUCUAAACCAGUUAUGCAAAUUAUGUGAUGUCAUACUGGUAGUAUAAGGUCUCAUAGACCAUGGCUAUUAGCCAAUCAGGGUAUACGGGUAUGACGUCACAUAACUUGUACUGCUCUGAUUGCUCCACGAUUCAUCAUGCAUAUGAACAGCUCAAGGCGACUGCGGAUCUCGAGUGUUUGCUGGCUCACUCUCUUCAAGAAGUGUUUCGUUUUACACAAACGUUGAUGUUCGUUCGUGUUUCUACGGAUGUCAGUUAUAUAGAAAUGACUCCAACUGCUUGCUAAAGCUAGCUUUAAACCCCUGGUUCUAAUUGUUGUUGGCUAUACAUGGUUGAAUAUACAUAAUUUAAACUUAUUAAACAAUAAAUGGAGUCAGUGGUAGGACAAUAAGCUUUUUCCAAAUCAUCUGUAACUAUUGUUACACAUUUAGUACGGAUGAAUGCAUUUUACACGUACAAUCACGCUAAUUUAGUUGUCUGGAAUACCCCUAAGGAGAGUGUUUGGGAUGGGGCUUGGUGGCCCAGGUUUAGGUUUACUGACAGUUAUGAGCAGAAUGCUCAUGGAAUCCAUGGAUGUUUGCACCAUGCUGCUUGUAAAAACGACUUUACACCAGGGCCCACAUGGCUGUGGUCAACACUAGUACAAAUCUAUGUUGAGGGAUAUUUUAGUCUCGACGUCGCGUUUCCUUUCAUACCAAGUAAGUUAGGGGCGGGCUGGUAGAAAACGGCAUGUCCCAGAGAUCUCUGCAACAGUUUAACUUGAACAAGGGUUAGGGGAACAUGGCACCGCCGUCAAGCCAGGCAUGUGCUGCUGUGGAGCGGUCAAUCCGGGAGAGGGUCCCGCCGCUUCUUACCGACCUCUACCAAUUCACCAUGGCUUAUGCCUACUGGCGGGCAGGCAGACACAACGAACCCGCCGUAUUCGAGCUGUUCUUCCGCGACAACCCGUUCGGAGGAGGCUUCUCGCUUUUCUCCGGACUUCUCGACUGUCUCCUGUUUCUGCGGAGCUUUAGAUUCUCGGACGAAGAUUUGGAGUACCUACGUUCAGUACUGCCCCCAGCCACUGACCCCGCCUUCUUCGUGUUUCUACGGGAAUUGGACUGUUCUAAUGUCACAGUCCGCUCUGCCCCAGAGGGAACCGUGGUCUUCGCCAGGGUACCUCUGAUGGAGGUUUCUGGUCCUCUGGCUGUUGUUCAACUACUGGAGACCAGCCUACUGUGUCUGGUUAACUAUGCCAGUCUGGUGUGCAGUAAUGCUGCCCGUUUCCGUAUGGCUGCUGGCUCCAGGAGGAAGCUCUUAGAGAUGGGCCUGAGGAGAGCCCAGGGGCCUGACGGUGGCCUCACAGCCUCAAGAUACGCAUACAUUGGAGGCUUUGAUCUUACCAGUAAUGUCCAGGCUGGCUUCCUGUUUGGUGUCCCUGUGGCGGGAACCAUGGCACAUUCCUAUGUAACUUCCUUUUCUUCCCUGGAGGAGGUCUGGCCUCAUACGCUAAUGACCGCAAAUGGGGACCAUGAAAGCAUCGAUCUUAUCUCACUGACCAAGGGUUGGCUGCGGCUUGUGUGUGAGCUGCUAGGGGCGGAACCUGGGAAGAUCCGUGAGGGCGAGCUGGCCGCCUUUCUGUCCUACGCCGUUGCCUACCCACACAACUUCCUGCCAGUCAUUGACAGCUACAGCGUCUCCUGUAGUGGCCUGCUGAACUUCUGUGCAGUGGCCUUAUCUCUGUUUGAGCUGGACUACAGACCACUUGGUGUCCGUCUGGACAGUGGAGACCUCUGCAGGCAGUCAGUGGAAGUACGCCGUGUCUUCAGACUCUGCAGCGAGCGAUUCUCCAUCCCUGCUUUCCAUUCUCUCACCAUUGUGGGCACCAAUAACAUCUCGGAACAUGGCAUGGCUGAACUCAACCUGAAGGAGAAUGAGAUCGAUGUGGUUGGUGUUGGGACACAUCUGGUCACUUGCACAAGACAGCCUUCCCUCGGGUGUGUGUACAAGUUGGUGGAGGUUCGGGGCAGCCCCAGAAUGAAGUUCAGUGAGGACCCUGAGAAAAGCACAGUCCCUGGGAGGAAGGCCAUCUAUAGAAUGCUGGAUACGGAAGGCCAUCCGUUUCUGGACCUGUUGUGUCUGAGGGAGGAGCCUGCCCCUACUGCGGGUGAGGCGGUAAAGUGUCAUCCAGUGGUUGGGGACCAGACCUGUCAAUCAAUCACACCUUCUCAGGUCACCUGUCUACGUCUGGAUGUUUACAUUAAAGGACAGAUCAGUCAACCAAUGUGCAGCACAGCUGAGACCAGGGAGAAAGUUCAGCACUCCAUCCAGAACUUGCACCCCCGUUACAAGAGACUGGAGGAGCCAGACACCUAUACAGUGGCGGUGUCUGAGAAACUCCAUAACUUGAUUGCUGAGAUUAGAAAAGACAGCAGCAACGACAGCAACUUUCUUCUGGCCAACUGACACACUAGUGGCACCCUUUUUAUUGUGUGCACUGAUUAUGACCAGUGUAUUGCACUGGCUAAAAGGUAUAGCACUAAAUAUGGAAUCGGGUGUCAUUUGGGAUGAACCCUUGCACAGAGGGAGGGAUUAAUAGUAAUAUUAUUUUUAAUCUUCCUCUUGUGUUUCCUACUUCCUGAUUUGUCCUAAUUCUAGGGUCUAACCAGACUAAUCAGGUCACACCAUCAGUUUUAUGAUGGCAACUCAACCUAGCCUACUACUGGGUCACUUUCAUGCCAACUCAUUGGUUCACAGAGAUGGAAUUAGCAGAGACUUAAGCUGAUCUUGGAUCAUCGUUAUAUUAGUAAGAUUUUAUAACAUCCACUAAAUAUCUAAACCUGUGUUUAGUAUUAAAAACAUUUGAUAAUGAAGAAGGUGCUUCCUGAACAUUUCCAAUAGAAACAUAAUUUUUGUUUGUUUUUGAAGAAAAUGUUAUUACUAUCAUCCAGUUUCCUCCCACUAAACAGUACCCUGACCUUUUUAGUGGUGAAUAAUAAAGGUUUAGGGUGGGAACAUACAGUAGGAAGACAUUUUAAAGGAUAAAUUGUGUUAGUUUCAGAUUACAGGACUGGUAGCAUGACACAAAAUCUGUCAAACCUUAACCAAAGUCAUACUGUUUUGGCUAAAUUGACUAACAAAUAAGGGUAAGUAUGGUAGAACUCAAAUCUGUUGUAAGCUGUGAGUAGUGAUGUAGUUUUAGUAUAGUUGAAAGAAGCUUAAAAUCUUUUCAUAGAAUUGUGUUUGAAUUGGCCUUGAUUAUUGUCUACAAUAUUCAUGAAGAACAGUAUUCAUGAAGAAUAUAUACAAUACCUAUAUUGUAUACACGUUCCAACUAUUUUGAAUAUUUUCAGUGUAAAUGUUUGACAAAUGUUUUGUGCUCAAACUAUUAAAAACAUUAAUAAUAUUGUUUAUUUGACAUUUGAGCUUAGCAGAUCGCCACAAAGACACCAGUGCCAAAUAUUCAUGUAGAAUUGAAACACAACUUCCUCUUGCAAUUAAAAAAAAAAGUACAAUAAUUGUUAAUUUAGAAUUAUAUUGUUGUUGUGCUGUCAUUUCAGGAUACCAUCUUAUUAAGUAUUUUCAAGUAAACACAAUAAAUAGGUUACAGAGUUCAGGCAAUCUAGACAAUGUUAUUUAAAAGUUGCCAUGGUGUAUCGCUGCCAAUAUUGUGGAUAUUAAAAGUCUACACACCCCUGUUAAAAUGCCAAGUUUUUGUGAUGUAAAAGAAUGAGACAAAGAUAA